ACCGAGGUCCAGCACUGGCAGUCCAAUAUAAGGACACGUUUCAGGUUUGGGACACAAUUACUGGGGCCUGUGUUGUGCCGCCGUUCAAGACGAACAGUCACUCUAGCGAAGCCUUAAUUAUUCUUCUCUGAUAGUUUGACGUUGGUUUGACGACAAUAACAGACUCGAUACGUACGAUGUGUUUCCGCUUACACGCUUCGUUCUUCGGUCACGCGACUUCACACUCUGAUAUAAAUCCGCUGCACGCGCAGAUGUAUCCCAGCAGCUUUCCACGUCUUGCACCAUCUUACUCCAGGACUUCGCACUAUUGCUAGCCUCCAUCGCAUCUGACGACAACAUGGAAGAGCUUAGAGACAGCGCAUCUGUCGGAGACAUGGAGGAGGUUCGAGACAGCGCAUCUGACAGCGCAUCUGACAGAGACAUGGAGGAGCUUCGAGACAUCGUCCUCAGAAAGGCGCUCUCCUCCCACUGUAUGUCCCGCCUCAACAUUCAGGGCGCGGGCCGCGACGACUCGCAGGAUACCCGGGUUCAUAUGCUUCACGACUUGAUUGACAUCACCGAUCAUUCGUACCCUAAACACCUACAUACUUCAGAUGACACGGACCUCAUUCUGUACCUACACAAGUUGAAGUCGGCGAAGCGAGAUGAGAGCGGGACAGUAAUCUGCAAGAUGGCUGUCUCGACCAUCGGAGGAGUGAAGAUCCUACAACACGAGGCUAAAAUCUACGAAGCCCCAAAUACGCAGCCGCUGCAUGGCAACAUCAUGCCGAAGUAUUUCGGACUGUUUCAAGGAACAGUGGAGGGUCAGACCGUGACAUGUAUGGUGCUGGAAUUUUGUGGAGAGGUGUUGUCGCGGCGUCUGCGUGAGCAAAAGGAAUCAUUCAGAAAAGCAGCAAUCAGAGCGUUCCAGGAAUUGCAUUCAGAGCGAAUCCACCUCGUCAAGGGGGAUAGAGAAGACUACAAGUAUCAAGACAUCAUUCGCAGGCCGGAUGGCACGCCUUGUCUUGUGGACUUCUCAAGGGCACGUCCGCAUAUUGGUAAAUGUCAUGACGCCGAAUUCGAGUUCGAGGAUUACAAGACUCCGACACAUUGGCCAACCUCAGAUUUGGUUUGUGGAGAACUUCUCGCCGUCGCCGACGAUGCGUGGGUUUUCGUAGGAGAUAUGCUCAAUAUCCCAGACGCAUCCGGCCCUAUAUACUACUACCAGGGCAUUUCACUAGAGGAGCACUGGGAACGGAACAAAGAGGGGUUCGUGAGGUACACGAAGGAGGAGGCACUCACGCUGUUAGAGUCGGUCAUUGAGAAGUAUGAGGAGAUGCUCAACAAGAGACGUAUGGCUUUAGACAAAGUGGAGGAGGGGGAAUCCAUUUAGCCACCGGCCGCUGUCGCACGCACAGCUCACAAAUGUAUGAAGCACGAUCUCACGCGAGUGCGGUAGUGCAUGAUAGCGUGAUCCGCAAGUACCACGGUCGCUUAGGGUUUGCCACACCUCCCGCUUAUCGUGCGCGAAGUCGGACUUGUGUGAGCGGACUCAUCCUCGAGCGUGGCGGACUCCUCUGGGAGUAAGGACUUCGUGGAGCUUUUGGACGAUUCUGAGCCGGAUCAGGUGUCAGCGAGGAGCAGGAGACGUUCGUACUGUAGUAGAAUGUGAGCGGGCGGGUAAUAGAGAAGAGUAGCCGGGACGUACCGACCACUCGUGUAUGAGCAAUCGAUACAGGGUAUAGCAAGCAUACAUGUAGGCCAACGUUACACUGCGACGGGUAUGAGUACAACAAUACAUUCCUUCAUUCAUCUCUUCUGAUCACGUCAU
Molecule: messenger RNA, 1810 nt
Organism: Rhodofomes roseus
Lineage: Eukaryota; Fungi; Basidiomycota; Agaricomycetes; Polyporales; Fomitopsidaceae
Exons: 4
Coding region: 338-1372 (344 amino acids)
Source: RefSeq, a predicted model, not a curated record